AUGGCGCCAGAGUCUCAUCAAUUUGCGACGACUGCCCUGACAGAUCAUGCAUUCAAUGCUGACGGAUCCCAGGUAGCUAUCUGUCCGAACAGCAAUAUUGUCGAGGUACAUACCAAGACGGGCACGACAUGGUCACAAGCACAUACGCUCAAUGAGCACGACAAGCUCGUUACGUCGAUAGACUGGGCGCCCAAGACGAACAGGAUAGUCACCUGCUCACAAGACAGAAACGCCUACGUCUGGAACCUCAGCCCGGAAGGCGUCUGGAAGCCUACGCUCGUGUUGCUCAACAUCAAUCGAUCAGCAACUUGCGUGCGCUGGUCGCCGAACGAGCAAAAGUUUGCCGUCGCUUCGGGUGCUAGAGCAGUCGCCAUCUGCUCGUACGGCGAUGAGAGCGAUUGGUGGAUCUCCAAACAACUCAAGAAGCCCUUGCGCAGUACUGUGCUGUCGCUCGACUGGCAUCCCAAUUCGGUCCUGCUCGCAACGGGCUCGGCAGAUGCAAAAGCUCGUGUUUUCUCCGCCUACCUCAGAGAGACAGACGAGAAGCCCGCGCCCUCGGUCUGGGGCACAAAGCUGCCGUUCAACACGCUCUGUGGCGAGUUUAGUAGCCCUGCAGGUGGCUGGGUUCACGGUGUUGCCUUUUCGCCGAGCGGCGAUGCUCUUGCGUUUGCCAGUCAUGAUUCGACUAUCACCAUUGUGUAUCCUGCAGGCGAGGGUUUGCCGCCUACCGCGAAGUUCACCGUUCGCGUGCCCAGCCUGCCAUAUUUGACACUCACUUUCCUCGACGAGUCUCGUAUCGCAGCGGCAGGUCACGAUUGCGAGCCUGUCUUGUUCGAGAGCGACCAGCACUCGGGCUGGCAUUUCUCGCGAACAAUCGAUGAUCCCUCUGCUCGUUCGUCCGGCUUGUCAGCCUCGACCGGCGCUCCCCGUACCGGCGGCGUGGGCAGACUGAAGGGCAACGAAGCCUUCUCCCGGUUCAGUGCGGCAGACUCGAGAGGCGUCAGUGUCGUCUAUCCCAAUGCCGAUUCGCCACCCGCCACGCCUGCCAGCGGUAUGUCGAGAACGGCGACAGGCUCGACAGAACGGACGACCGUUCAUCAGAAUACGAUCACGAGUUUGCGACCCUACUUGAAGCAAGAGGGGCAUGAUGUGACGAGGGUUAGCACGACGGGCGUCGAUGGAAGACUGGUGAUCUGGAAUACGCCCAGUCUUUCGUCCGGUCUGAGCAAGAUGACUAUCUAGCAAAAGCUUCGAUCGAGAAUGCAUGUCAUGUCAUAGACAGCUUGUCGGUCUCCGAAGCUAUACUGCUGUCCGACGCGAGCUCCUCCUUUGCUGGCGGCUCAUCUGAUCUCAGUGUGAUCUCUGCGUUCUCCUCGAGACCGUCUGCCGUUGGCUCCUCCUUGUACUUGUCUUCGACGUUCAAGUAGGAGAGCAGAUGUCCUGCACACAUCCAAGUACGCUCGUUGGCUUGCUCUUCUGCUUCUUGCAAUGCCGUCUUAUUCGCUUUGUUGUGCAAGCUGAUCGAUGCGACCGACAUGCGCGGGCAGAGGAGCUUCAGUACUUCCAAAUGACCACUAUCAGUCAUGUCAGCUCAGCACUGGGCUUCGCAGGAUCUGCUCACUUGAGCGAAGCCCAAUGCAGCGGCGUAUUGCCAGAUUGAUUCUGUUG
Mixia osmundae IAM 14324 is the source of this 1668-nucleotide messenger RNA. RefSeq lists its product as uncharacterized. The transcript has 4 exons. Gene Ontology annotation, cellular component: Arp2/3 protein complex; actin cytoskeleton. The coding region runs from base 1 to 1242 and encodes 413 amino acids. The record is from RefSeq and is a predicted model, not a curated record. Gene Ontology annotation, molecular function: actin filament binding. Gene Ontology annotation, biological process: Arp2/3 complex-mediated actin nucleation. NCBI's taxonomy places the organism in Eukaryota, Fungi, Basidiomycota, Mixiomycetes, Mixiales, Mixiaceae.